Ceratitis capitata (Mediterranean fruit fly) is the source of this 1578-nucleotide messenger RNA. RefSeq lists its product as uncharacterized. The transcript has 3 exons. The record is from RefSeq and is a predicted model, not a curated record. Bases 48 to 1505 code for a protein of 485 amino acids. NCBI's taxonomy places the organism in Eukaryota, Metazoa, Arthropoda, Insecta, Diptera, Tephritidae.
GGCAGAUGUGAAAAGACAACUCUACAGCGCAUUCAUUCUCAGCGGAAAUGUAUCAUUUCCCCGAUAUUUUGGUUUUUCUGUGUUUAUUCGCGAGCGGCUGCUUCUUUGGCUACUACUGUAAGUAUGCCUACGUGUAUAAUAAUCUCUGGAUCCAUUGGUAUGCAUUGCUUGGCGGCAUUGUAGCCGUAGCCUUGUCUGGCGGCUUAACAUUGAGGAAAUAUUUGCAGCGCAAAUAUAGUUAUGAGCAUUUCUAUGUGAUUUUCUAUGGGCUGGUAUGCUAUGUUAUCAGUUCUUGCUUUAUGCUGACAGACAACUUAAAUAUUUGCUUUUACUUCGGUUUCAUCGGCUUUGGCAAAACACUCAUACCCUGCUACAGUUACAUCAGCUUGCGCAGCUCUGCGCGUGGAGUUCGUCCAGCGCGCAUCGCAUUCGGCAACGCGUUGUACUUCAGCGGUUUAACACUGGGUUUUAGCAUAUUUAAUGAGUUCGAGGCGGCACUUUACGGUUGGAUCUAUCUGGGCAUUAUAUUGUCCAUGCUCAGUGGUGUAGUGUUGAAUGAACUGCUACAACAUAUGGGUCUUUAUAAUUACAAAGUAUCGUAUGAUCUUGCAUUCAAUUUGCUGAAUGAGGAGAAACUUGUAUUCCUACCGAGCAAAUCGAUUUAUGCGCUUUUCACGUGUCGCAAUGAUUUCUACGUCACACGAAACCGCCAAUGGUUGGUUGUGGGUAUAGCGUUGAUUUUGGUGCUGGAGCGUACGCUUAUAUACUCCACCUCUUAUCUGGAGUUGGCACGCAGCGCAACUUUUGCCUACCUGAUAACGCAAUAUCUGUAUCUACCUUUUCUGCUCUACGCAUCGGGUUGCUUAUUGGGGUGUGUUUUGAUGGUGCGUUACAAGCCGAAAUUGGUCUAUCUGAUGUUUGGCGUAAUUAAAAUCACAACACUCUCUGCGAUACUGGGUGUUUACGUGGAUAACUCCACGCAGGAAUGUUUUUACUUUGUAUGCUUCUACUAUGCAUGCAUUGGUGUCUACUCCAGUGUGGUGCUGCAAGUUGUACUCGAGUGUACGCCACUACUCUACACCGAGCUGGUACUCUCGGCGUUCUUUGUAAUGGAACUGCUUGUUUUGGAGAUGUUAAAGUAUGAAACGUUGGCGGAUGACGCAUGGCAUGAACUCCUCGGCAUUGGUAUAUUCAAUAUACUCUUGACUGCAGUAAGCAUUGCGCUUGUAAUUAUAUUUAUGCCCAACUCGUGCGGUCUUAUUGAGAUGCGUAAUAAAUUGAUGGGCAUCAAAAGACAGCGACCACAAACGCCACCGCAAACGAAUUUAUGGAAUACGAACUAUUUUAUGUAUCACGGCCUGCAACCGAAUGAUGUGAGAUGUGUGAAGUUGGAUGGGAAACGUGUGUUUCAGCAAUAUCCGAAAGACGUUGCAGAGAAAGAGGAGCUACCGAAUGUUUGUGAGAGGCUUGACAGCAUUGGCAGUGGAAAGGGAACAUUUUAUUGAGGGAGAGUAAAUUUUAUGCUAUCAUCAUGAGAAUCUAAGAUUUUACUAAGUUUUAAAACUACUUACCUACAUA